Asparagus officinalis (garden asparagus) is the source of this 2262-nucleotide messenger RNA. RefSeq lists its product as uncharacterized. The transcript has 3 exons. NCBI's taxonomy places the organism in Eukaryota, Viridiplantae, Streptophyta, Magnoliopsida, Asparagales, Asparagaceae. Gene Ontology annotation, molecular function: zinc ion binding; nucleic acid binding. The record is from RefSeq and is a predicted model, not a curated record. The annotation marks the transcript as partial.
AUGAAGUUGAUGAAGUUGUCGGCUGAUGAAAGCGCGACAAGACCAUCAAAGAAGUUGGAGCUUCCAACCAUCGAUCUGAAGCUUGAUGGACCGAGUACUUAUCUGAGUUGGUCACGACGGGUGAGAUACACCCUUGCAGGGAGGAACCUGGAGGGGUACUUGACUGGAGAAAAGACAGAACCGGAUGAGGACUCGGGAGGACGGGAUGAGUGGAAGUCCACUUAUAUGUUGGUGUACAUCUGGCUUCUCAACUCGUUGGUCCCGACGAUCGCCGCCACAGUAGAUGGCAUUGAGAAGAUUAAAGGAGAGAUUGACGCCACAGUCCAGGGAGAGAGGACUGUACAAGAAUAUGCUACAGAGCUGGAGCGUCUGUGGCUGGAUUAUGAUCAUUUUUCCCCCCGGGCGAGCUGCAAGGACCCAGGAUGUCAAGAGCGGGAGGCCUUUCUACAGGAGAGGACUAUGGUGUUUCUUAAGGGAUUGACAUCAGAGUUCGCUCAGCGAAUUGCAUUACUGCUAGCUCAGCCGAAAAUUCCCUCGCUUGAGGAGGCUGUCUCGGCUAUGAUCCAGGAGGAGACUCGCAUUAAGCUGCAGGCGGGGACAUGUGGACUUCCUGUGGUGAAGUCAGCUUUAGCAGUAUCUAACAAUAAUGGAUCCAGGGGAGAGACUCGGCAGUGCUACAACUGCGGUGAAGUGGGUCAUCUAAGGCAUGCUUGCACCAAACCACCCAAGGAAGGAGAUUCGGGUGGACGUGGACAGUUCGGAGGGCGUGGUCGUGGCCGUGGGGGUCAACGAGGUGGAAGGGGAGUAGGCAACCGGGCGAAUCUGAUGAUAGCAGAAGGAGGAGAAGAAGCUGAGGUGAUCUUUACUGAGGAGGAUCAGGCGCUCCUGGCGAUACUCAGGAGAAAGCAGCAAGUAGCAGGGGAUGGAGACAGGAGGAGUGGGACAGAGGAGGCAUCCACAUCAUUCUUCGUCAGAGGCAACACUGCUACCUAUGCUCAUCCGACCAAAGGUACUGAUGACAUACAUGCUCUUGCUUCCAUAUCUUCCGACAAAUCAUCAGAAUGGAUAGUCGACUCCGGUGCGUCUCGACAUGUGACAGAACUUGAGACAAGAGGUGUUAGGCCAACGGCUCAGGGAGAACUACUUACCUAUAGUAGGAAGGGGAAACAAAUUGCGGGAACAGUACCAACAGUACCUACAGUGCCACUGGUGCCAAGUCCCUUGCCAACGCCUGAACCGACUCCUGAGACACCUACACCACCACAAGAUUCCUCUCAAGGUGACUCCAUUUCUCUUCCUAUUCCUCCCACACCAAUAACUGUACGGAGGACUACUCGCAGUAAUGCGGGAAAUCCUCCCGAUAGAUAUGGUUGGGAUCUUGCUCAGUUUGUAUCAUAUUCUAACAUCCACCCUGCACAUGGAGCAUUCAUUGCAUCUCUGGACUCUGUUACUAUUCCUAACAAUUGGCAGGUUGCAAAGAAGGACCAGAAAUGGAAAGCUGCUAUGCACGAAGAGCUAGGGGCCCUUGAGAAGAACCGCACUUGGGAGUUAGUAAAACUACCAAAAGGGAAGAGAGCAGUUGGAUGCAAGUGGGUCUUCACUGUGAAGCAGAAUCCAGAUGGACAGGUUGAGCGCUACAAAGCUCGUCUGGUGGCAAAAGGAUAUAGUCAGACAUACGGCAUCGACUAUGAUGAGACUUUUGCACCAGUGGCGAAGAUGAGCACUGUUCGAACCUUGAUCUCUCUGGCAGUAAAUGGUGGAUGGAAGCUACACCAAUUAGAUGUGAAGAAUGCAUUUCUUCAUGGAGAUCUGGUGGAAGAGGUAUACAUGGAAAUUCCGCCAGGAUUCAACACAGAACAGACAGUGGGCAAGGUCUGCAGAUUGAAGAAGUCUCUAUAUGGCCUGAAACAAUCUCCUCGUGCUUGGUUCGACAGAUUUAGGCGGGCUAUGAUAGGUAUGGGAUACCGGCAGAUUAACGCUGAUCAUACCGUGUUCUUCCGACGAAAUGAAGGUCACAUCACUGUGCUUGCGGUAUACGUGGAUGAUAUGAUCAUUACAGGGGAUGAUGAGGAGGAGAUUGCCAAACUCAAAGUGAGACUGGGUAAGGAGUUCGAGGUGAAAGAUCUUGGCUUGCUUCGAUACUUUCUUGGAAUAGAAAUAGCUCGCGGAGCGGAGGGGAUUGUCUUAUCCCAGAGAAAGUAUGCACUGGAUCUUCUUAAAGAGACAGGGAUGUUAGGGUGUAAACCUGCAACUACACCGAUC